AAAUGUGGCAAAAGGUCGCAAAGUUCAAGGGGGCCGAAUACUUUCGCAAGGCACUGUAUGUUCGGUGUGCAUGGUCCCCAUCCAUCAAACCAUGUUUUUAUACUGUCUCUCUCUGUGACUCAUUUAUGUUCGGUGUGCAUGGUCCCCAUCCAUCAAACCAUGUUUUUAUACUGUUUGAGAAACAAAUAAUGAACUGCAAUUCAGCCAUUUCAGUUGCCAGUUAUUGCGACCGUUGUCAGUCAUAUGCUGUGUGGAAAUAGAUAAGGCUUAUCUCUGUUGCUGUGGCUGGUGGAGAUAUUCGGUUUGACCGAUGCCAUAAGAUGCUGAGUUUUCUGAGGUGCUUCAGCUGUGUCCUAUAUUGUACGGACUGAGAUGACCCACAUCCGUGUGCACGGCGACUGCCCAUAAACAAAUUAACUGUCUAAUUUGUUUCUUAUCUUCUCUCCCAUGUCUCUUUUCUUCCGCUUGCUCUGUUGCUCCUUAAGGGAAAAUCCACUCAGAAAUGGUCGUUAAGCAUCAUACGGCGCAUUUUGCAUCAUCAUGAGGAUGUGGCAAGUGACAAUUUGAUUUUCGAAGUCCUAUAUCUUGAAAAUGUGAUUUCUGACAUGGAAAACACUUUGGGAAUUUAUCAACAGUGGACUAAAUGAAAAAAUAUAUAUAUAUUUUGGGUUGGAUUUGUCCUUCAACGCAUCUCUCUCUCUCUCUCUCUCUCUCUCUCUCCUCUCUCUCUCUCUUUAUUUCCCUCCCUCGCGCAAUUCCCCGGUUGUAUUGGGGUGGAUGACGCGGCACCCAUACCUGUGCUGUGUGCUUCUUGCGCCGGCUGGGCGUGCAGCCUGGGGAAGGAAUGGUGAUGGGGAUGCGGCUGCCAUGGUAACAAGCCGAUUAGAUCCAGACCUUUGUGUGUAUUUAUUUAUUUAAUAUUUCAGUUGCGUGCGUGCGUGCGUGCGUGCCUGAGAGGUGACGGGCGUUUUGGAAGUCAGUCUGCAAUCGGAAUCAGAAUAGUAAGACCGGUGUCGCGUUCCUUUUGAGUUAUGAUUGGCCAUAGAAUUGCCUAUUUAAAUAUUUGGCUAUUCCUUCUCAAGCUCAACAAGUUAUUCCGGUUGGAACAGGACUUCAUGAAUAUAAUUCAUUCGAGUGCACUUAAUUUCCUUGCAUGGUUUUAUUCAUCAGGAUUCGUUAAAAACAUGUAAAUGAAACGAAGGUUUUGUUAAUCGUAAACGAAUAGGAUGGCCUCCAACGAUGUCGCUGUAACGGUCCAAGGAUGUCAUUGGGAGUGACUGGAGAAGUGGAAGAGGAGGGGAAACGCGUCUGAAAUAGCAGAACAUUUAUCCGGGCGGGUUUGGAGACGUCACAUAUUCUGCACUUGCCCAGGUUGUCUGUUCUGUUUGUGUGUUUCCGAACUGAAUUCCGAAAAUAACCCUAAUGCUGACGCUAACAGCUUGUCUGGUUUUACGUGCCCGGACAAAGGGAAUAUUAGGCGAAUGUGGACUAAAUUGUGGGUACGACCACUUGCAUGUGUACUCUUGCUUAUGUUCGUGUCUGUGUGUGUAUCUCUGUCUAUGUUUGAAAGCGUGUUUCAGUAUAAAUCAGUGCGUGGGUGAGUCAGACUGUGUGUGUCUCGUGCCCGUUUGUGUCCGUUAAAACAAACCGACCCGUACUGAUGAGGCUCGCGUGUACUUGUCAUUCAUAGGUAGCCAACCACCCAAAACUACCACCUCUCAUCCACUGUCAAGAUGAACUCUUACAGAAUACUACCAUGUGUCGAUGAGAGCAAGAGGGAGACAUAUCCUUGACAACCAGAGAGGGAGGGUCAAAGAGCGACCUGCGUCAUUAUCCCUGAGAGAGAGACCAGGAAUUAGGUGCCAAUAUGCCUGGUGUGGAAACGCUGAGGGCGGCAGUAGAAAGGAGAAGGUGGGCCUCAGGCCAGGAGAACAAGGGAGGAUGGAGAGAUCUCGAUGAAGAAAAGCGAGCUGUGGAAAGGAGGAGUUAAGAGAAAGCACUGCCAUCAUAUUUUUGGAGUGACAAAUCUAUUCGUUUUUUACGUGGCAAACACCCAGAGGUGGGGUUAGGAUGCACAGGUCAGUGGAGAGGAGACAGAUCACUACAAGCCAUUGGAGAUUAUAAAACAUAUUUAAUCACCACCUUUCUUUUUCCCCAGCCAGUCUUAGCUAGUAGCCUGUUAUUAGGCUCCUAGUUAAACAUUGACAGGACAUAUUGUCCUGUUUUGACAAUCUGAAAGUGACAGGUCUGAGAGUGACAGAGAGUGAAUCUGAGAGUGACAGGUUAUAUUGAACUCCCUUUGCCCCCCUUCUCCCUGGUUAGGGGAUGGAUGGGAUGAUGGGAGGUGUUGGGCCCCCUGGCGGGGGUGAGGGUCGGCCGGGUCGUAGUGGAGGAGACUCUCAGAGGCGCAGUAAGGGCAGCCUGCCCUCCCCAGGGUACCGCCUCUCCCAGGCAUCGCUGGAGGGUGACAGGUCAGGGGUCGAGGGGUCCGGUUCUGGAGGGGGGCGACGGCGCCUCUCCAUCUUGAGUGCCACCAGAGAUGGCCUCCCCUUCCGUUCAGCUGGCACCCCGACCACCCCUGUCCCCCUGCCCCCUCCUCCAGCCCCCUUCUCCUCCACCCAGCAGCGUUCUGUUGGCUUUUCCUCGUCACGCGCCGCCCUUGCCUCCACUUCCUCCUCCACAGGCACCGGAGUGGUAGUUGUAGCUUUGGGCCCGGAAACCACGACAACCACGGCUUGUAACACCGUGGCGGGCACGCCGGAGAUGGGGAGUCUGUCUGGGACGGGGGGCAUGGGGGGGUUUGGGAUGGGUCUAGACGGGGAGGACUACAGCUACUCCAACCAGUCCACCUUCAUCCAGAGACAGUUUGGAGCCAUGCUGCAGCCGGGGGUCAACAAGUUCAGCCUGCGCAUGUUUGGGUCCCACAAGGCUGUGGCCAUGGAGCAGGAGAGACUCAAAUCAGCAGGGGAGUGGAUCAUACACCCCUACAGCGACUUCAGGUUCUACUGGGAUCUGAUCAUGUUGUGUUUGAUGAUGGGGAACCUGAUCAUCCUGCCAGUAGGAAUCACCUUCUUUAAGGAUGAGAACACUCCUCCCUGGAUCAUCUUCAACGUGGUCUCUGAUACUCUCUUCCUGGUUGACCUGGUCCUCAACUUCAGGACUGGUAUCGUCAAGGAGGACAGCACUGAGAUACUGCUAGACCCCAAGGCUAUCCGUCAGCGCUACCUAAAGAGCUGGUUUGCGGUGGACUUUGUGUCGUCCAUCCCUGUGGACUAUAUCUUCCUGAUGGUGGACUUGGAGGCCCGGCUGGACUCAGAGGUUUACAGGACGGCCAGGGCCCUCCGCAUCGUACGCUUCACCAAGAUCCUCAGCCUGCUGCGCCUGCUGCGCCUGUCACGACUCAUACGCUACAUCCACCAGUGGGAGGAGAUCUUCCAUAUGACCUAUGACCUGGCCAGUGCCAUGGUGAGGAUAGUCAACCUGAUAGGCAUGAUGCUGCUGCUGUGCCACUGGGACGGAUGUCUACAGUUCCUGGUUCCCAUGCUGCAGGACUUCCCCCUGGACUGCUGGGUCUCCAAGAAUAACAUGGUGAAUGAUACGUGGGGGAUCCAGUACUCCUAUGCCCUUUUCAAGGCGAUGAGCCACAUGUUGUGUAUUGGCUACGGUGCCCAGGCUCCAGAGGGCAUGACAGACGUGUGGCUCACCAUGCUCAGUAUGAUCAUUGGUGCCACCUGCUAUGCCAUGUUCAUCGGCCAUGCCACCGCUCUCAUACAGUCCCUGGACUCCUCAAGACGACAGUACCAGGAGAAAUAUAAGCAGGUGGAGCAGUACAUGUCGUUCCAUAAGCUCCCUGCAGAUGUCCGUCAGAGGAUUCAUGAGUACUAUGAGCAUCGCUUCCAGGGCAAGAUGUUUGACGAGGAGAACAUACUGGGUGAACUCAGCGAACCACUAAAGGAGGCGAUAGUUAGCUUUAACUGCCGUAGCCUGGUGGCUCACAUGCCGCUGUUUGCUAACGCGGACCCUAACUUUGUGACGGCAGUGCUGACCAAGCUUCGCUUCGAGGUGUUCCAGCCCAAUGACUUCAUCAUCCGUGAGGGCACGGUGGGACGCAAGAUGUACUUCAUUCAACACGGACGAGUCGGCAUACUCACCCGCGGAAACAAGGAGACCAAACUCAGUGACGGGUCCUACUUUGGGGAGAUCUGUCUGUUGACUCGAGGCCGGAGGACGGCGAGCGUCAGAGCAGAUACAUACUGUCGUCUCUACUCCCUCAGUGUGGACAGCUUCAACGAGGUCCUGGAAGAACACCCUAUGAUGAGGCGGGCCUUCGAGACGGUGGCCGUCGACCGGUUGGACCGCAUCGGUAGGAAGAACUCUAUCCUGAUGAGGAAGCCGUCCCAGGCGGGUUCCAUGGCGGGGGGCAGCGGGGGGCUGGGCUCCUGUGACAGCAUGCUGGUUCAGCAGACCGUUAAACACGACAGCAUGCCAGCCAUGCAGGAGGCCAUCGCUGCUGCCGCUGCAGGAAGGGGAGGGGCCACGGGAGGAAAUGGUACGGUCUCCCCUAGGCCCCACCCACUGAUCUGGGCUCCACUGAUCCACGCUCCGCUCCAGACGGCGGCCGCUACGACUAACGUGGCCAUCGCCCUCAUGCACCAGCAGCAGCAGCAACAGCAGCUUCAACAGCAGCUACAGCAGCAACAUGCGCUAGGAGGCGCUAUAUUCCUCCCCUCCAUCUCUCCAUCGCCCUCCGUCUCCUUCCCCCUCUCCCCCCCGCGGCCCCCUGUCCUGCAGCCCCUGCGCCCCUCUGUGAGUUCCCUCAUUGGGAUGAUGGGAGUAGGAGGGAUGGGGGGGCUGUCCCCUAGAGGGUUUCCUGCCUUCCCCUCCCCCUCACCCUUCCCCAUGGUCCCUCCGGGAGGUGUGAUAUCACCCCCUGUUGCUCAAACCCCACCCACACCGGCCUCCUCUGUACUGCACUACAGUCUCCGCCUCCACCCGGAACACUCUUCAGUGAUGUGUGGAACCCCAGGAAUCCCCAAGGUAGGAGGGGCCACCACACCCCAUCUGUUCUACCACGUGAAUCCAACUGCAGCCACCAGUGUCAUGUCAGACACUUGCAGUUCCAUGGCUGGCCAGCAUGGAGCCAAGGAGGCGCUAUUGCGUCACGGAGGCAGCAGCAACCAGGGCCUGCCUGCACUUGGGAGGCUCACCCAGGAGGCCAGGCUCCUCUCCGCCUCGCAGCCCACCCUGCCUCAUCGAUCCUGGGCAAGCAUGCAGCCUCACCCCCCCCUUCUGCGGAAGGCCUCUGGAGGUAACCUGCUGCCAGCCUCGUUCCUGGCUGGGACGCAGCUAGCCAGGGGUGGCAGUGUGGGGGUGUUGACUACUCCCCUACCAGUACAAGUCUCAGCACAACGGUUACAGAUGCCCCCCUUCAAUGCACAGAUACAAGCACAUAACCUGGGCUCUAUACAGCCCAUCCCUGAUCAUGUCUCUGCAUACUGCCCUGCACACACACACACAGCCACACACACACAUCCUGUCGCUGUACCUGCAGCCACACCCACAUCAGCUUCUCCCCUGGCCUCCUACACCCCCUCCUCUGCUCCCACUCCUUUCUCCCUCAUCCCAGCCCUGCCACUGACCCCUCGCCCCAAACCCACCCCUACACCCCCAUCUCGCUCCUCCUCUCCUCCCCCCUGCUCCAUCCCUCCCUCUUCCGGAACUACUCCACUCACCUCAACCCCUCGCCCCAAACCCAUCCCUACACCUCCCCCUCGCUCUUCUUCCCCCCCUCCCUCCUCCACUCCCCCUCCCUCCUCUGUCAGUGCCCCUCUCUCACUUCCACAAACCCAUGGGCGCAAGUCCUCUCUCGCGUCCCCCUCUCCCCCCUCCUCUUCCCUACCUUCCUCUCCCACUCUUCUUCAGAGCCCCCUAAUCAAGCCCUCCCCUUACCUUCUAUCUGGGCCCACCCCUACCCUCUCUAAAGCCUUUACCCCUAUCCAGACUCGUACCCCUACCACUACCCUCUCUCAACCCUCCAAUCGUCCCUCUACCCCUAUUUCUACUCCUGUUCCCAUUCAGAGCCAAACCCUAACUGCAACCCCCACCCCAGCCCCCACCCCAGCCUCCACUCCCACCCCAGCCUCCACUCCCACGCCAGUCCCCACCCCAGCCUCCAGUCCCACCCCAGUCCCCACCCCAGCCUCCACUCCCACCCCAGUCCCCACCCCAGCCACCACUCCCACCCCAGCCUCCACUCCCACCCCAGUCCCCACCCCAGUCCCCACUCCCACCCCAGUCCCCACCCCAGCCUCCACUCCCACCCCAGUCCCCACCCCAGCCUCCACUCCCACCCCAGCCUCCACUCCCACCCCAGCUCCAAAGCUGACCACAGCCGUAACACCUGUCCAAACCUCCACUACCACCCUCCCACCCACUCAGUUGGUCCCAGGCCCUGCCACCUCCCUCCCUCAAACCUCUUGCCCCCCAGCCACCUCUGCCCCCUCCGCCUCCCCCAAGGGGGGCAAGAAGGACCCGUAGCUGCCUCAGACAGGGAAAGACUAAUAGGGACUGAGAGAAAAACUGCCUGCCAACAUGUGAUGGUCCUGGAGAUAAUGAUCUGAUUGGAGGAUGGACUUUUCAGGAGAGAUAUACUGUGUAGAUUGUGUCACCAAACACCCCAUGCCCCAAUUAAAGUAGCACACUGUAAGGAAUAGGGUACUGCAGAUUUGAGUUCAACAAACUAUCCUCCAAACAGCCCAUGACUUGCGACUAGGUUUUAACAGUCGUUGCCAACAUGACAUGCCAAAAUUCUAGAUUCAAACCGAGUUCGGCAGACUCUGUAUAUCUAUGGCUCUGGUGACUAGGGCAGGCUAGAGUAGAAUCACAGUUUAUGUUUGAAGUCCAAACAUAUAGAUACAUAUCUGUGUAAGUGAUUGUUGGAGCAAGCAAGAGAGAUGAACUGGAAGAUAAUAGCAGCACACAGUGGGAGGGACGAUACAGCUGUCAGAAAAGACAAGGACGAUGAUGACAAAGAUAGCAAUGGGGCUCGUUGCAUCUUGCUGCUGAUUGGAGGAGGAUUAGUUGGUCAAUUCCAAGGCGACCAAUAAGAUAGGCACUUCCUGAUUUCCAGCUUCCCCUCCCUUUUGCCUCUCGCUCUUCACCAAAGUGUAAUAUUUUGUCAUUAUAUGAUUAAUCAUAGUAUGAGAUUACUAAUCACUGUAAAGUUAGUCAUCAUAUUGAUCAGUAACUAUAGGAGCGAUUGAUCCACUUGUAGUUUUGUUGUCCAAGUUGUGUGGUGUUUAGCUUCGGUCCAAUAUGUUCACACAACUUCUGUAACUGAAUUGUGUGUUUUGGUGCAACACUUAAUACUGCUCCCUCGUAAACUGUGGAUGUGGGUUUAUUUGUUCCGCCUAGCUUCCUGUAAAUGCAUGCCUCUCUCUCUAUUCCCUCCUCUUCCCUCGUUCCUCACCUCCUCUGGCUCCUGUCUGCUUUCAUCCUGUCUUUCAUCUCUGUAUGUCUGAUCCUCCUUUCAUCUUUCACAGAGCUUUUGUAGUUAACUACUGUUCCAGGGACAUUCACAGAUGCUCUCUAUCUCUCUCCAUCUCUGACUUUUCCCUCUCUCUACUGUAUCUCUCUCUAUCAUUCCCUCCCUCCCUCCAUCCAUCCCUCCCCCUCCUUUCUUCCCUCCCUUGUCCUGGUGUCAUGUCCAGUGCUGUUUGAUGUUUUCUGUGGGUAGCAACAGAGCAUUCCUCUUUUAACCCUUGAUACCAUGUUGCCUAGAUUAUAUUUAAGGACUGAAUGUUUUAUUUGUGAUCACAGCUUUAGCUUUUGAGCAAAAUCAAUGAAAUGAUAGUUGUUGAUGAUGAUGUUAUUGAUGAUGAUGUUAUUGAUCAUGAUGAGGAUGACCAUGAUGAUGGUGACGGUAAGAAUGUUUUUGAUGAUAGCUAGAAUAAAGCACAUUUAGAAAGUCA
This is a messenger RNA of Oncorhynchus keta (chum salmon), 7970 nucleotides long. Its product is annotated as potassium/sodium hyperpolarization-activated cyclic nucleotide-gated channel 1-like. NCBI's taxonomy places the organism in Eukaryota, Metazoa, Chordata, Actinopteri, Salmoniformes, Salmonidae. The transcript has 10 exons. Gene Ontology annotation, molecular function: voltage-gated potassium channel activity. Gene Ontology annotation, biological process: transmembrane transport; potassium ion transport. The record is from RefSeq and is a predicted model, not a curated record. Bases 2326 to 6537 code for a protein of 1403 amino acids. Gene Ontology annotation, cellular component: membrane.